GUAAGAAUGCCGCGAGACAAAGACAACCGAGAGUCAAAAGGUAAGCAAUACAUUUGUUUUUCACCUAAUUUGAGCAUAAGCAUUGCUAAGUUUAUUCACAUCUUAAAAAAAAUUCGAUAAGAUGUCAGAUCAUUAGUCUUGAUCCCAAUGGAAGCAGGGCGAGCCCCAUCCCUUAUACCUGACCCCACAGGCAGCGGCGUCACCGAGCCAUUCGAUCUAAACUAUUGCCCCCUAAUUAAAUUUUUUCUUCUCCUACUUUAAAUUCCUGGAGAACCCUGAUUUUGAUAUAUGAUUCCAGCGAUCAACAUUGCUACACACACACGCUUGAAAUAAAAGACGUAUACUUCGAAAUUUUAAAGAAAAAAUUCAUAAGUUUGGCAACAGUAAUGUCACAUCUCGUUUCAACAGAGCGAUCUUCUGACGACGAUGAUGACGACUUUCAAAGUAAGAAAGAAGAUGAUGAGAACAAAGACGAUAAAGGUGAUGAGUUCCAUGAUAACGACGAUAAUCAUAACAGUGAUGACGUUGAGGUUGGUGGCGAUGAUGUUGGUGAUGAUAAUGGCGGAGGAGAUGAGAUUACCGAAGAACAAGAAUUGCUACAGCAAAUUCAAGAACUUAGCCUAGAGGGACGGGUGGAAGACUUGGAUGAAUCAGACUCAGAUAAAAUAAAAAUACACAAGUAUGUAUACUAAAGCGUUUUAUUCAACCGUAGGAACACAUUGGCAAAAAAAGCGAGCGCGGGGAGGGGGGUAGAAUCUACGAGCAGGCGUUCUUUUCUGGGGGGAGAGCGACGGGUAAAUAAUAAUGUAAAUAAUAAUAUUUUAUAAACAGCUAUUAAUCAUUCAAAGUUUUCGCCGUCUCUGAUUGGCCCAAAGCCCCAAGCUAAUUCUUCUUAACUGUACUACGAGGAUGAGUUCGGCUUUCGUAUAUGAUGUGAAGAAUUGUGCAGAUUUCAGAGACUGUUAUCCACCUCAGGGAUAAGAUUUCCCCGAUUUGCAUAAUUCUUCACAUCUUACUCAGCCUCAUUAAAUAAUUGCUAAUUAAAUUAUAAAAUACCAUACUGUACCUCUAAAAUAUCUUGUAUACCGUUAAUAUCAUGGAUAUCAUUGACACCCUGAAUUUAAGCUGACAGAAGCCUCAGUGAAAACGAACCUAGAUCAAGUGAACACUUUUGGAGUCUUUUACGGGAAUAAGAUUAUUUUGCGGGCACAAUCCUGUGCUGGAAACUGGAUAUCGCACAACCUCAAUACCGCGCGUGGCUUGCCUGGUAUACGAUUAUUUUAAACGGGUUUCGAUUAACUAAUGUUUUAAUAAUUUAUUUCAGAGGAACAAUCACCAGUGAAGGUACCCAUUGGGCCCUUAAACGAGGGAGCACCCACGUUUUCUUUCCCCCUAACGCCGUGUCUCAACCCACAUCAAUAGUGGCCCACAGGUGGAAAUGCAGUGCACGUUCUCCCCCACUGCAAGAGCACGAGUCAGUUGUCAGUAAUGUUAUUGAGAUAUCAACCAAAACUGGCGAUGAACUGAAAUUCGACGCCAAAGCGAAGCUUGUUCUUUCUCACGGUGCGCCUGAUUUGCAGGGCUACGAACUAGUGAUAAAGAAGCUGAUCGAUUGGAAAAGCAAUGAAUGGGAAGAGGUGGAUGGAACUAAGGCAUUACAGUGUCUUAAAGGUUUGGAAACUGAUGCUUUUUGAAGAGCAGCCUACCCAUAGUAUUUACCCACUGUUUAAAGUAUGUCUUCACCUGUGAAAUGCUGUCUGUUCCAUGUUUUACGUUUACUGCGCGCAGUUUGUAUAUUUACAGAAGUCACAAUGGCUUAUAGUCUUUCCACUCUGAAUUGUUUACAGCGGUCGAAGAGGACUUCCCGCCUCACCCGCGGGAUGUACCGGAAAUUUUCUUUCCCGUUGCUCAAGCUGACAUAACUGAGUGCUCAACAUACGCAGUUGUUUGUCGUCUCAAGCCUUCUCCAGCGUACACCAUCACAUCUACUGGUGGCUCCUUUAGCCAUCCUGACUAUCCACGCGUGACAGUUACAAUCCCUGAGAAUGCUGUGACACCUGAAGCAAAGAUUCCUCUGGUAUUGAAGGUAGGACGGUGUGAAUUAUCUCGAGAUCUUUUCUUGCUGUGGUGACAUGACCAGUUAAUGUUUCUAAGGAUAACUCUUGCCAGGUCUCCAAACUCGACAGAAAUGUAAGAAUACAGCAGACGUUAGAUGAGUGAAAUUAGGCUCAUAAAAAGUAUUUUUGUCCUAUGGAGACUAUUGCGUUGUCAGAUAGAUAAGGUUUUGCUAUAGUCUCCACCGGAUAUGGUGUUCCUUGCGAAAAUGGUCUCUUUUUUCCUCUAAAACUCGAAAAAAUGGCAGCAAAUCUGACAGUAAGUUCAGGUUAAUUUAGGUGUGUUUUUUAUUAUCCCUUUAGGUGCAAGAAGUUCCAGGUGAAGAAUUUAAAGACCAAGACGUGUUUCUUGGACCAAUACUGCGGGUCAGCGGUUCCCAAAUCGUCGAAUUCUCGAAGCCCGUCACAAUUCAGUUGACAGUGUCUCUUCGCAGCGACCAGGAAAAGAUUCCAGUCCCCUCGACAUGCCGUGUCAGAGUAUUGUUCUUAAAUUCUGUUGACAAAGAAAAAAAAUGGAUGGAAAUCACAGAUGGUCUUAACUGUCCUGUACAUUUUGACGGGACAUUUGUUAGGUUCCAGGUAGAACGCUUCUCUGGGUAAGAAGACAUCCAAAUGUUGUACUUGUUUUGUUGUUAAUGAAUUGUAGGUAAACUGAACUUUUGGUUAUGCUAAUGCAAGUUAGCAUACAUUGAAACUGUUGGAAUACUAAGCUACUAUGAGCUACUAUUAGCUUAUUGUUACUCUUUUUAACCUUUUUAAAUUCUGAUAAUACUUAUUUUUUGCAUAGCUUUUAUACUGUAAAGCUAAUGUGUGCUUUUAGUUUGUAGUUUUGUGUGUACUACUUAGUAAUGUUUUUCUCUCGCUAAAUUAAGUUUGAGUCAACUGAUUAACCGCCUUAGUGUAUCCCCAUAGUUUUAAAGUGGUAUUUAAGUAAUGGAGAUAUCAACUAGCGUCUUUUAGCUGUGCAAUUCAAAGUCAAAAUCAUUCUGUCUGCAAAAGUAAUUCAAAUUCCGCUCUAUGUCUCUUUUAGAUACACUUGCGUUUUUGAAUGGUACAAAGAGGACUUCAGCCUUUCUGGAGUAAUAACAUACUUGACAAGCCUUAUUUGGAAGCAGCCAUUACUUGGCGUUUUCUUCUCCUAUUUCAAUGAAUUAGAUCGUGCUUAUUCUCAAGAUGUUCUCCAUCUUAUAUGCUGCCCAGCGCACAUGAGAGAAAGAGUAGUCCAAGAGCUAGAAAACGCAAACGUGGUUCCAAGUGAGGAAAAUUCACGGAAAAAGCUGAUACCGGGGUAUGACAAAGCAUUCGUCUUUGUAUCAGGAGGAAUAACCCCAGCUGAAAUAGAAGACAUGGAAGAUUUCCAUCUCAUGUAUGUACGGCCGCUGCUACACAAGGCAGGUUUUUGAGCGACGUAGGUCAACCGGAAGUCAGGCCGUUUUCCUUUGGAAUAUGCCUUGACGGUACAAAACUUUGUAUUGCCAAGUGUCUUUACUCCUUUAGAGACGAUUUUCCCGAAAACCUGGGCAAAACCACUACCCAAGACUGCAAAACGUCCACUUCCGGUUGACGUGGGUCGCUCAAAAACGCCUUUCCACAACCCCCCUAAUUAGUCUAAUUUCUCCCGAAAUGAACAUGUCUCGCUACGGAUUUUUUGCAGCGAGUCCUCGUAGCAGGGUGUGCUUUUCCGAGUGUCUCGCACGAAAACUUGUCCAGCUUAACGGCGUCUUUAUUUCAGUAUUGUUAUCGCUUAGUGACUUAAUAUUUUGAAUGAAGGCACGGGGUUUGAAGUGCAAACAUAAUGCACCAUUAUUGACUUUAGAUUGUGUCACAAAUGGACGAAAAGGUUUCGUUGCAAGUUAUUUUGUACUUUGUGUCCAUAAUGGCAAACUAUAUGUACUUGUUUUCAAAAUAACACUAAAACUAGUAGUUAAGCGCGGCGUCUGAAGUCAUGCACAUUUAACUAACGAAAGGAGAGACAGCAUUCAAAUAUUUUUAGUUUCAAUUGCUGUUACGCUUUUGACCCAUAAGCACCCGAGAAUUUCUACACAUCUUGAAAGAAAAAACACCAACGCCUCUUGAAAUUAAGGCUCAAUUGUGCAUCAGUGGGAUAAACUUAUUUUACUUCAUAUACAUAUCCUUUCAGGUUUGAGAGCGAUAACCGUGACAAAAAGCAACUGCCAGUUCGUUUGAUAAAUGACCAAGUUUUAUCCCAUGUGGAGUUUCGCAGUAGCCCAGAUCCCAACGCGAAGAACCUAUUGUCCAGAUUGAACUUUAGAUUGUCUUCAAUGAAACUUGAUCUCACGGUGAGUACUACACACAAAAACGCAGCGUACCCCUUGUUUUCCUUAUUUAUCAGGCCAUUUACAGCUUUAUGCGACACAUCUCAAUUAUUGUAUUACAUCUCAAGACACAGGGUCCUGGGAGUAAUUAUGCUCACUGAACUGGGUUUAAGAUAAGCAUUCAAUUUAAAGGCUUAAUCUUUUUAGGUUAGUAUCAUAAUUGAUCGGUAUACAGUCGACUCUCUCUUAACGGACACCUCUGUAAAACGGACACCUAGAGUUGGUCCCUGCCUUUCUUUACUCCCUUUAUUUGACUCUCUAUAAGACGGACAUCUCUCUAAGACGGACACUUAGUGCCGGUCCCAAAUGUGUCCGUCGUAGAGAGAGUUGACUGUAUUCCAACGUUGUAGAUGUUAAACACACGAACGAUUCAACCUCUCCAUCUCCUCUCAACUUACCACCAAAACCGUCCCAUUACACUGUAGUAAAAACGUCAUAGAAUUUCCCAUCCAUGAGAUUGCAUAAAGGAAAAGAAUAUGAAGCGCUGCGUCUAUCUUAAAAUUGUUAGCCUGCCAGCAAGAACUCUAUUUCGAGUGGCGAGCGAAACGAGACGCUUGUGAACGCGAAGGAAGUGUCCUCUCGCGUGCUGCUUGCGGGUGACUUCUCACGAUAGGGCUUGUUCGCAGGCUAUUAAAUUGUGAAAUAGCUUUUCUGUCAUUCAGUGAUGGUGUUCGUGCCUUGACCUCUCUUCUUUUUUUUAUUUACUUUGCAGAAAACUCCAGUAGAAUUUUUCGGCGUGCCUCUAAAUGACCAAACGCUAUUGGAUGCUGAUCCGAACUAUGUACUUUCAGCGUGCAGACCGUUUUUAUCUCAUGAUACAUACGAAGAACUCGUCAACCACCUCAACAGUGGCUAUAGGGCACCCAAACAAGCACUAAUGAGUCUUUUGCAGUUUGUAGCAGGGUUGGAUCCUAACAGCCAAGAUGAAUGUUUUGAAGCCGUUGUGAGUGCACUUCGAGAGGCGAGCAAUGAAGGAUUUUUACAUGUUAUUGAACGUCUUCAGGAAGGUAACAUGUUUUGCAAAACGUAACUUCUAUAAAGGUUUCGAAGCUGUCGCCAUCGUGGUAUCUGGCAUUGAUGCUUGUCGGGAAAAAUAUUACUUCCGCUCACGUGUACCAGACGCUUCCAUAGAAUGCAGGCUACCUUUCUCCAGGAAAUGUAUGUACGGCAACCAAGAAGCCUGUGGUCUUCUCAGAUAAGGACGAAAAACCGAAGAUUCUUGUGGGACGUAGAAGAACCCACUCUGCUGUUCGUAAAGAAUAGGGGGCGUAGAGCCCGGUGGUGUGGUACAACCUGUUAAGGGCUGGGUGCGUAACGAAGUGGUUGAUAUCAAUUCGGAUGUAAGUCCUGUUUCAUCCCCUGUCACCGUGUUGAGUCACCCUGGCGAAUUCAAUAAAGUAAAGUAAAGAUUGUAUUUGCAUAACUGUUUCGGACAGACUUGGAAUAUUUGAAUAUUUCACACGUUUUGCGCAAAAAAGCCGACUGUCCGUCUGAAAUAUAGCAAAACGUGAAAAUAUACAAUUCGGCUGUUGUCACUAUACAAAAAAUCUCUUUUUAUCCUUAACUUACCGAGGAGCAGGCAAAUUAAGUCUAGCUAAGGUGUAUCUGGGGGGGAGGGGGAGGGAAGGAGUACCGCCCCCCUUGAUGUGCAUAAUUCUUCAGAAUAUAAGAUAGCCGAAUCCAGUAAUUCCUAAUUAAUCAUAUGUUAUUCUUUUCUCGAUAGCACGUCAAAAGGUUAACAUAGCUUUAGUAGAAGGGAGUGAAGUGAUCAACAAGGUGUCAGAAAAAGUGUGUUCAUCGUGGAAAAGACUUGCAAGAGAGCUCGAGCUCAGAGCCGGGCAAAUUGACAACAUAUCAGAGGAGGAACAAGAUGACGAAGAACGCUGCCAUGAAACAUUGCGAACAUGGUGUCAGCUUAACGGAAGGAAUAGCACUAUUAGAAAACUCAUGAUCUCACUGACAAAAAUAGGAAAGGCAGAAGUGAACUAUGACGUCAUGAGAUGUUUGAAUCUUGUGGAGCCUAAUUAA
Molecule: messenger RNA, 6478 nt
Organism: Porites lobata
Lineage: Eukaryota; Metazoa; Cnidaria; Anthozoa; Scleractinia; Poritidae
Source: the annotation of a GenBank genome assembly